AUGGAUGCGAUCCGCUGGUCCAUGAGCGCCGCCUGCGACCGCCAGCACAUGGAGAUUACCUCCAUGAUGCCGCCAGCGAACGGCGUGCUCUACAUGAGGUGGCGACUGCGCCUGUGGCCCAGGAACCCGCUAGAGUCUGCGAAGGUGUUCCUGGCGCCGACGCUGAGCUGGAACCAUCCGCUCCUCAGAAGCCGGGUGCUUGGGGAGCCCAGCAUUGUCGAGGGAUACUCGAGGUACGAGUUCGAUGCCUGGGAGGGCAAGAUUGUCAGGCACUCGAUCGAAAUCACCAACCCGCCCACGCCGCUCGCGAACUUGCUGAGGCCCGCAGUACAGAUGCCCAUGGUCGCGCUGACCCCGAGCUUGGGCAGGAUGGGGAUGCCGGUGCAGCUCUGA
Prorocentrum cordatum is the source of this 393-nucleotide messenger RNA. The record is from the annotation of a GenBank genome assembly. NCBI's taxonomy places the organism in Eukaryota, Dinophyceae, Prorocentrales, Prorocentraceae.